Metarhizium brunneum ARSEF 3297 is the source of this 3519-nucleotide messenger RNA. It is a transcript of the gene vps-39, whose product is annotated as Vacuolar protein sorting-associated protein 39. Gene Ontology annotation, cellular component: cytoplasm; fungal-type vacuole membrane. Gene Ontology annotation, biological process: autophagy; vesicle-mediated transport; endosomal vesicle fusion. Lineage: Eukaryota; Fungi; Ascomycota; Sordariomycetes; Hypocreales; Clavicipitaceae. The record is from RefSeq and is a predicted model, not a curated record.
AUGGCGACACAAACUAGCCUGGCUGCCAGCCCGACCCAGCAGGCAGCGGUCGAAGAUGGACCUUAUAUCUUACGACCGUUAUUGGAGGAGAUCCCGUUGGCAUCAGACGGGUCCGAUAGCAAUGUGAAGAUUAAUUGCGUCGAAUUUUAUGAUGGAAACUUGUACAUUGGCACGUCGGCAUCCGAGGUGCUUCAUUUCGUACAAAUUCCCCCUGAUUCAAAUGAUGUGACGACACGACCUGUUUAUAUUCAAGCUUCCAGGCUAUCACCAGUUUCUGUCGAGUCUCCCUCUUCGCGAUCGGCUGGUCAAGGUGUGCAGGAAAUACUAUUGCUGCCACGGAUAGGGAAAGCAUGUAUAUUGUGCAACUCAACCGCGGCAUUUUAUUCUUUGCCGGAACUAAGCCCGGUGUCUGGAAUAAGCGUCGUCAAGAACUGUACCUGGAUUGGUGGGGUGGACUUGAAUGAUGCGAUUGCUGCAGACGGCUCCGUAGCUACGAGCGGUAACGAUGCCACCAUACUCCUUUCUUUGAAAUCCAAGAUACAAGUUGUCCGCCUAGCCGAUAAGGUGCUUGAGGCGCCAAAAGUGACAUUUGCUGGAAGCGUUUUGUCCGUUCGCCGAGACUCAAUAGCUUGCGUCGCCGAUUCCAGGUCAUACGCGCUAUUAGACAUUUAUAGGCGGCUCACAAUUCCAUUGAUGAGUAUCUCGACCCUGGAUGAAACACCCGUGGAAGAUGUUGGACGAGUUCAAUCACUUCGCGAUACUGCUCCAGAUCCUCCUGUCCGGACAGGUCCGACAAAUUUAUCUACUCCAAGUGCAAAUACGCCAGGCCACAGUCGGAAUCCGAGCCAGAAUGACAAUUCCUCCAACCCUCAAAAGCCGUCCUCUCCGGUGCCUUCACCAAGCCUAGAGCCACGCUCUAAUUCUAAAUCACCGUCGCCUCCUACAGACAAACCUUUGCCCUUACCCCCUGGCGAGGACACUUCGGCUGAUCCAAGUGUGCACCCCACAGAACACCAGACAUUGGAUGUGCUCAAGCCGCAUAUUUCAUCACCAAAUUCUGAGGAGUUUUUAUUGGUUAUUGGGACGAAACUAUCAGAACCAGGUGUUGGCAUGUUUGUUAGUCUGGAUGGCGAGCCUACGCGGGCGACGCUUCAGUUUGAGAAAUAUCCAGAGCAAAUUGUGGUUGAUGGCAACAAUUUUGACAUGACUUCGUCUCAGACAGGUUUUGGCGAGGAAGAAGAUUGUCAUGUAUUGGCUUCCAUAUCUAAGGGAUCUGAUAAUGGGCUUUACCAUGGCAUAGAAAUUCAACACAUAAACGCAGGCCAGGAAGCAAAUCCAAAAAAGCAUUGGUUGGAAGCAAGAGGCAUUUCUAUGAAGCACCCUUAUGGCAUGAGGACCUUACUUGGAAAAGGGCAAGUCCGACUCGGCGAGAUUGUCUCCAAGCUCAGCCAAAAGCGAUUCUCUCCAUUUCCUGGACCAUUGGAGGCAUCUAGCUCACUCAAGAGCUCAGACUCUAGGACCGCACUGUCGAUAGAACAAUUGUCCAAAGAAAAAGAACUUUUCGAACGUGAUGACUCGCAGGACGAUGAUUCACUGCCGGAAGGUUGGGAGACAACCCGCAAUACGGAAGGGGAACAGUUCGUGCGACGACUUUCUGACGUUGAAACAAGAUUGGCGGUCUGGAACGGCAAUUGUAUAUGGUGGGCAAUGCGAAAUCCUUUAAUUGUCCAACUUGACGCGCUGUUGGACGAAGCAUGCCCCAGGGGGCAAAUGGCAGACAUGGACAAGAGUGCAGUGUAUGCUGUCCUGAAACUUAUUCGCGGCCGAGAUGCGAGGACAGAAUUGGAAUACAUGACGUUGGAUUACCUGCGGCAAAAAGCUGGUCUCCUUCUCCUCAUUAACGUUCUGUCUGUGCAAAAAGAGCAAGUCUCUGAAGGCGACCUCAAUGCUCUGGAGAAACUUUUGGUGGACAGUAAGCUGGACCCUCGAGUAGUCCUGUCUCUCAUUCCCGGAAUCAGAAAUGACAUCAUUGAAGGGAAACAAGGCAUUUGGAUCUAUGCAGGGGUAAAGAAGAUCGCCGAGUCUUACCUCCGAAGCGUCAUUUUUGAAAGACCAGCAAAGAGCGCUCUACAAGAUAUCGAAAUACAGACCAUGCACUUUUUCCGCCGAUUCCUAUCGGCUUGGAGGAAAAUGAAGGGAUUUGGCAGCGUUCCCGACGAAGUUGAAGUAUUCAGGACUGUGGAUGCUGCACUUCUCAUCUCCUUGCUUGAGCUGGACCAGCGCUCUCCUCGAGGCACGGUUCACAGCGGCGCGGUUAGAUCGGAACUUAAUGACGUUGUUGACAAAGGAGUGGACUGUUUCGACCGUGCUGUCGACAUCUUAGAGUCGUAUCAUAGGCUUUUUAUGCUGAGCAGACUCUACCAAAGCCGCAAAAUGGCUGGUGACGUUUUGGCAACCUGGAAACGCAUUAUUGAAGGGGAAGAGGAUAGCGCGUCCGAAUUUGACGACGGCGAGCAACGUGUCCGAGACUACCUGAAGAAGAUUAGCAGUCAAGCUCUGAUCCAAGAAUACGGAAUUUGGCUUGCCAAAAGAAAUCCACGACUGGGAGUGCAGGUGUUUGCCGAGGAUGAGGGGAAGGCUCCCAGGUUUGAACCAGCGCGAGCCGUUGAGAUUCUCCGGGCAGAGGCCCCGGAUGCGGUCAAAUAUUACCUAGAGCAUCUUGUAUUUGCCAAGGGCCUCACGUCAUAUGUGAACGAGCUCUUAAACUACUAUCUUGACGUGGUUCUUGGAGAUCUCAGAUCCUCGGCAGCCAGUCGAGAGACAGUUAUGGCUACAUACGAGGCAUACAGGGCGUUACAAGGACCCAAGCCGACAUACCACCAUUUUCUAUUAGCAAACACACCCCCGGAUGGCGAAAUAUGGAAGAGUCGCUUACGACUGCUCCAGCUCCUUGGCGGUACGCAUGACUACGACACCGCGGCUAUCGCGGAACGUAUUGGCAGUUUACCGGGCGACCUGCUCGUCCCUGAGACCAUCAUUCUAGCUGGCCAUCAGCGUCGCCACGAAGAGGCACUACGGCUAUUGGUCCACAGGCUUGGUGACUACGAUACAGCAGUGUCGUACUGUCUUCGAGGCGGGUCCAGCGUCUACGGGCACCUGGAUGGUCGACAGGCUGGAGGUAGCAUGCCCGCAACAGAGCAGCAACGCCGUCUAUUCCAGGUAGUCCUCCACGAAUUUCUGAGCAUUGCGGAUGUUAGUCAUCGAAUCGAGCAGACGGGCGCGCUGUUGGAACGUUUUGGUGGCUGGUUCGAAGUGGAAGAAGUGCUAGGCUUGGUGCCCGACGCCUGGUCCGUGGACGUCGUGGCCGGGUUUCUCAUAGGAGCGAUGAAGAGACUUGUACGAGAGAAGAAUGAGAGCGUGGUGAGAAGGGCGCUCAGUGGCGCAGAGAACUUGAGGGUCAACUACGACCUGGUUGUGGGAGUCGAGCAAAAGGGUCCGAGUAUCGAGGCACAGAACUAG